GGCAGUUGUGGUGAAGAUCUUAAAAAAACACACAUAUACACACACUGCCUCUAUCUGACUAUCUAUCUAUAUCUAUAUAUAAAUACAUAAUGCUAUAAGCCAUGAAGACAUGUAUAUACGUGGAUGCUAUAGAUUCCUGUUGCUUUCUGGGAAAGCCUUCAGCCUGGGAGAAGCGUAUCCUCCUGCACAUGCAGAAGAUGAGGGGGGACAUGCAGAGAAGAGAAAAAGAAAAAUGGUUUUUAGCACCAUGCGGAAGGGGUGGGGGAAGAGGGGCAAUUAGCAAGUACGGGGCAAUUUUUUUCUGUCUUUAUGGUAGAGAUCUUAGGAGAGAUUAAGGUUAGGAUGGAGCAAUUUCUCAUUUGCUCGUCUAGCAUACAUGUUUCAGAAGUGUGGCCUGCGCUUAGCAUGGCCUUGUUCUCUGUCGCCUACAUGAUUAUUUUAGCAGAGAAGUUGGAUAUUACGCGCAACAGUUUCUACGGCAUUUGGCAUCUCUUCCACACAAAUGGUGUUGUCUACCAACCGAACGCUUCCGCUCAACUGCUGUUCUAUACAAACCGACUGCCGAUUGGUUCUGUUGAUUUCCCCAGAACGAAGUGCACAUCUGCUGUCAUCACAGUGAGACUUGCUUCAGUGGAUUUGCUGCGCGCGGACCUGUGCGCGAAGUUCCUGGAGCGAAGCAUGAAGCAUUUUGCUGGUGAGUGGCAUGUUCAUUUGGAAGUUUGCAUGUGCAUUGUUCUCUGCAGAAUGGGAUGCAACAAGGUGAUGAGUGGGAACUAGCUGGCCCCUUGGUCGGGAGUGCUCCAGAGGGUAACUGCCAGCGGUGUGGUGGUGGAAAAUUUGUUCGGUUCUUGUACUUUUUUAGCUGUUGGGUCAAGUCACUUCCAGAACUGGUGACGACAGAUUGACCAUAGCGAACAUUAUAAAAAUGAACAAGUGAUGUGAGAAGGGGGUGAGGAUGGAGAUAGAGGAGGGGAUUGGAUGGGAAUUUGGGGUUGUGGGGGAGAGGGGGAGGGGGGAGUUGUUCAAGGGAGAACGGAGAAAAUAUAGGUGUAUAGUCUAUCCUAGAUGUUUGAAGGAGGUUGACUUUGAUUGGAUUGACGUGAGGUACUAACGACAUGUAUCAUGGGUGUCGUGUGGAGGUGGAGAACAAAGAAGAGGUGUAUAGUCCUUAGUAGAUAUCAGAAGAAGAUUGGCUUUCGUGGUGGGAUGGUGCAGGGUGCAUUGCGGAUACAGGGUGUGAUUAUGUAGGUCUGUGGUUGAUCAGCAGGCGAUGGCCCGUCUGCAGGGGCAUGCGACUGGUACUAAAGUGGAGUACGCCGCUACAGACAUCUGUGGUCUUGGCCGGUGCUCAUGGCUGCUUCAGGAAGGUUCCUGUAGGAAGGCAACGAACUAAGAAAGUACUCUCUGCACCCCAUCACAUGUCUUGGCUGGGAACUUUUCGGAUGUACAGGAACCUGGCUCUGUUCAGAACGAAUGAGACUGCUUUGCAACUCGUCAAGGAUAUUGGUGCUGGUCGUGGCAGGGACUCUGCUGAGCUGUUAUCACAGCCUCUAUGACACUCGCUAAAUGUUCACAAAAGGAAGGGAUGGAGAGAGGGAGGAAGUAAGUCGGGGUGUGAAGCGGCGUAAACUAACAUGGUGUCGUCGAGUUGUGGUUGUGUGGGGCAGCACAGCAUGUAGGUGAACUGAUUUUUGGUGGAAUAACUCGAAUUGUUAGUCAUCAGCACAGAGCUGACGGACUUUUGGUGGAAUGACUUGAAUUCUUUGUCAUCAACAGAGAGCUGUUUUUUUUCCUUUUGUUGUCGGCGAAUGGCUAGCAAGAAGUGGCAGGGGUUCCAUGGUUUGUCGAGGAUGCGGUGCUCUCCGUUUGAGGAAUUGGACAAUUGCGUUUGCAGCUCAAGCAAUCGCCGAGAUGGAAUGUUAUCGGAUGGUUUCAAGAUGAAGCAUUCAUCUUGCACAGCAUGAAAGCUGUGUGGUGCUUUGGGAUUGAGUUGACUUUGUAUCCGUCUUGACUUGGCCUUGUGGUCGCCAUUCGCCCAAAUAUAUGGUAAUUUCGGAAAGAGAGAGAGAGAGAAGUACAUUCGGCUAAUAGAAGCCUGGCCGGCACUAGGCAUACACAACUGAUAUGAAUGAAUGGUGGCUUGGGAAAGGUCAAUCAUAUACGUGUACAUUGGUGCCAUGCUAAACACGUGUACAUUGGUGCCAUGCUAAACUCGUGAAGUCGAGAAAGGUACGUAUCUGUUCUCACACAAGGAGCAUGAUAUACAUAAAAGCCGGCAGUUCUGGGGGAUGUGGCAGAAAUUCAGCUGCUUACAGUUUAGAAGGUUUGCGCAAUGUGUCAGAGACGACUCAGAGGCAGAUGUGGUUGGGGCAAAUUGGUCCGUUGUGACAUGAUCAUGCUGAGCAGACGGUGGGUUAUGUGAAGGGUUUUCAUUAUUUAUUAGGACUCGGAGGAAUGUAGAUGGGUGUUAUACGUGAUGGCGAUUAUUAUGUUAUUGAACUUAUCAAUGAUAGUAUGAAAAAUGGAACAUUGGGCUCCUGGAGCGGGCCUGUUAUUUGUGGAACGUCGGUCGUCUAGGCGGAGAAGUGGAGACUCUGAAGAAUUGUGAAAUGCAAUGUAAUCGAAUGGGGUAGUGCUGGCACAGGAAGCAGCUAGCAGCUGUGUGAAGAGAAGAGAAAGGAGAGAAGAGCAAUCACAGGAGUGUGAGGGUGCAGGUUAUUUGCAAUUGGGUAAUUGAGUUCCACGAUCUUGUUGUUCUCUAUACACUGCGACUCUUGGGCUUGGAUUUGUGAGAUGACACUGGUAUUGGCAACUGAUGAGGAUGUGUGUGUACCAUCGGGGUGCUGUGGGAGCCCAGGAAGAGUGAGAAAGGUAUUGCAGGAGUGUGAAGAUCGACCCAAGCUGUUUGAAAUGUGUGAAUGGCGUCUGAGUGUACCAGCGGGUCACCAUGUGAGUGCAGAAAGAGAGAGGAAAAGGCAUUGCGGCUGGUUGGAUUCCUUGAGCUUCAAACUAACUACUUGCUGCCUGUCCUUGUGCGCCGCUGACAUGGCAGGACUCCCAAGAUACUGUGAGGUGUCAGAAACUUGACGGUUGAUGUAUGAUGUUAUUGUGUUGUUCAGGCAUUUUUAGUGCUGCAGAGAGUGUCGUCCAUAUCUGUGUCCAUCAGCCGGUUGCUAUUGCCCAUGGUCGCAUGGUGUCUUUGUCCCUUUUUUUUUUGUUUAUUUGUUUUCCUGUGCGCAUCAUGAUUCUCUGCCAUGUCUGGUCUGUCUCCCCCUUCUGCUUGCACCAGGUUCGUCAGCAGCGCAGGGAGUGAGAAAAACAUCUGCUUUUUGUCGCCACUUACUGAUCGGGCUAAGAUAGUAAAAGAGAGGGAUGUAAAACGAUCCUCAGCCAAGGAGAAGGCCUGUAGUCUAGCAUUGACUCAACCGUCGGUUUCUUUUGAUGGCAACCUAAAUUCUUUGUGAAGGUUGCACUGUAUGAUUCUGUUUGUUAUUGCUAGAGGUUCUGCGGAGUUUGCCGGCAAUC
Chara braunii is the source of this 3525-nucleotide messenger RNA. Lineage: Eukaryota; Viridiplantae; Streptophyta; Charophyceae; Charales; Characeae. The record is from the annotation of a GenBank genome assembly.